GCGGGGCCGGGGCGGGCGGGGCCGCGCGGCUCCAGGGCUCGCAGCGACGCGGAGCCGGACGCCGGAGCGGCGGCAGGCCAGGAUGGGGGACGCCGCUAGCACCAAGCUGGGCCGGCGGUGAGGCAAGGGGGAGUAGGGAGGAAGAGGAUGGAGAGGGGGGGGCGAAGGUGAAGGUGGGCCCCCCCCCCUCCCAAAAUAUCCCCCACCCCAUCGGGCCAUCACCAUGGCGACGAAUUUUAACGACAUCAUCAAGCAAGGCUACGUGAGGAUGAAGAGCAAGAAGCUGGGGAUCUACCGGCGGUGCUGGCUGGUCUUCCGGAAAUCCUCCAGCAAAGGGCCCCAGCGCCUGGAGAAGUACCCGGAUGAGAAGUCGGCAUGCCUGCGUGGGUGCCCCAAGGUGACUGAGAUCAGCAACGUCAAGUGCAUCACCCGGCUGCCCAAGGAGACCAAGAGACAGGCCGUGGCCAUCGUUUUCACUGACGACUCUGCCCGGACCUUCACCUGCGAUUCGGAGCUGGAGGCGGAGGAGUGGUACAAGACGCUGUCGGUGGAGUGCCUGGGCACCCGCCUGAACGACAUCAGCCUGGGGGAGCCCGACCUGCUGGCGCCCGGCGUGCAGUGCGAGCAGACGGACCGGUUCAACGUGUUCCUCCUCCCCUGCCCCAACCUGGACAUUUACGGCGAGUGCAAGCUGCAGAUCACCCACGAAAACAUCUACCUCUGGGACACGCACAACCCCCGGGUGAAGCUGGUCUCCUGGCCCCUCUGCUCCCUGCGCCGCUACGGGCGCGAUGCCACCCGCUUCACCUUCGAGGCCGGACGGAUGUGUGACGCGGGGGAAGGUCUCUACACCUUCCAGACGCAGGAGGGCGAGCAGAUCUACCAGCGCGUGCACAGCGCCACAUUGGCCAUCGCCGAGCAGCACAAGAGGGUCCUGCUGGAGAUGGAGAAGAACGUCAGGCUUCUGAACAAGGGUACCGAGCACUUCUCCUACCCCUGCACCCCCACCACCAUGCUGCCCCGCAGCGCCUACUGGCAUCACAUCACUGGCUCCCAGAACAUGGCCGAGUCCUCCAGCUACGCCGGGGAGGCGUACGCGGGCGCCCAGGCCAGCUCGGACACCGACCUCCUCAACAGGUUCAUCUUGCUGAAGCCAAAGUCCUCCAAAAGCGAGAAGCCUGAAAGCAGGGAGCCCACAUCGUCCCCGUGAGCUGGCAGGGGGGGGACUGUGGCGGGGGUCCCCUUUUUCUUCCCCGAGGGGUGACAAGGACGCAGGCAGCUGCCCCUCCAAGUCCCCCGGGAGACCGAGCUGGGGCAUUGUCUGUGUGAAGACCUUGGGGGAGCAGGCGCCGACUCGCGCCUUGGCCUGGCGUUACAGGAGGCAACAGCUGGCUCUGCCUCGACUGACUUGAAAUAUAUAUUGAAUAUCCGUAUCAUAAAAGAUUUUUCCUUCUCACAUGAACGCAAACUUCGUGGCCGCUGAAGAGCUCUCAGGCGGGGAUGCUCAGAGGUUUUUGACUCUUGGGGAUCCAGCUGGGAGGUGGAGAAGAGGGGAAGGGCAGGGGGGCGUCAAGAAAUUCGGUGUGUUUUCUGCAAGGGGGAAGGCUGGAGCAUCACCCCGCUGCGGAGCCGGAGGGGCGCUGGAGGAUGCGUGGGCUGAAGGUGCGGGGUCCCAGCAUCUCGCCCCACCCCCAAGAAGAGCAGGGUUCUCCUGGGGACACCCUGCCGCCCCUGAGCUGAUUUUUGCACUUCUCGAAGCUAUUGAAACACUCGCUGUAGAAUUGAGACGUCUCAGGAGAAACUGGUUUUCCUUCCAGGGAGGGUGGGCUGGCGGCAGCCUCCCCGGCUUCGCUCCUCCAACCCGCAGCCACUCCCUGGGCUGUGCCCCCCUCUUCCCCCCAGAUUAUCUGGUGCUGGGCAACCCAGGGACCAGUUUUGGCCAGUAGCAUCUGUCCCUCAAAGGGCAGCUCUGUGGAUAUAAAGAGUCCCUGGGUGGAGAAGCCCGGGCUGUCGGGGGGAAGCGCUGCAUUCCUCCAUGCAUUCCCACCGUCUUCGCUCCCCCCUUGCCCACCGGUGCGGCCGGGCCAAAGCCCUCGCCCGAGGGAAGAGCUGGGCUUCAUGUGCUGAACUCAAAAGCAAUUGGAUUUUUUUUCUAGUUCUCCUAUUUAUUGACCUCCUUUAGAAGGGCUAUCUUUUUAUUGCCGUGCAAACCUUGGUGUUUCUUUGGAGUCUUCUUUCGGGCUGGGUUGGGUGGUCAGUGGUUUUAUUUCCGCCCUUGAAGCUCCAGGUCCGUGCUUUGGGGAGGGGGAGUGUCGUGACGUGGGAACCUGUGGUCUGUAAAUACUGUGUCUUGGGUUGGUGUAGCUUGUGGCUGAGGCUGGGGAGCUGCUGGGGGG
Messenger RNA from Chroicocephalus ridibundus (black-headed gull), 2396 nucleotides. RefSeq names its product docking protein 4 (gene DOK4). The transcript is spliced from 9 exons. Bases 224 to 1210 code for a protein of 328 amino acids. NCBI's taxonomy places the organism in Eukaryota, Metazoa, Chordata, Aves, Charadriiformes, Laridae. Gene Ontology annotation, cellular component: cytoplasm. The record is from RefSeq and is a predicted model, not a curated record. Gene Ontology annotation, biological process: positive regulation of MAPK cascade; cell surface receptor protein tyrosine kinase signaling pathway; Ras protein signal transduction.